AUCAUUAACUUAUCGUUCUCAUGUCAUAUAUAUGCGGACAAUAAAAGCGUUUCAGUUAAAAAGAGAAUUUAAGACUGACAAUCUUAAAAGAUGACGACACUGAACGGAGUUUGUGCAUUUGUCCUCUGUUUCACCGGAAGCGUCUUGAUGUUAGUUGGACCAUCAACACAAACCCCAGCGAGCCAUAGGGCGCAAGAUAAUUACAAUGCAGCCUGUAAAACCUGGAAUACUACUUUCAACAAAUGUCAAGAAUGUCAUACUGGAUUUACCGGACCAAAUUGCACUAUCAAAUGUCGCUACCCUAGCUAUGGAAGAGGAUGUCAAAAUGUGUGUAACUGUAUUGAAACUUUCUGCAAUCGAUCGACUGGAUGUAAAGAUGGAUCACCCACAAUAUCACCAAUAUCAACUAAAAGUAACAUUAAGAAAACUUCCGUUAGUCGGUUUACGACUGAAAAAAUACAUUGUUCUGCAGGAUUCGUUGGAAAUGAUUGCACUAUACCGUGUCGCUUUCCAUCCUUUGGAUUUAAAUGUCAGUCAAAAUGUAAUUGCAGUAUGGAAAAUUGUAACCACAUAAUAGGUUGUAAUGAGUCCUCUACAAUCUGUAACACCGAGGAAAGUAACAACUUGCAAGCAAUGAUGUACAGUACUGUGGUGCUAAGUGUUUGGGCAAUUCUUCAAAUCAGCAUCUAUCUAUAUUUCUCAUUGCAUUUGUCUUCGGCGACUCAAUUAAGUAUAGGCUAUACAUGAAUAAAUAUAUGCCGACUACACUUUUUCUCAUACAUCAUGCAAUUCCUGCUUGUGUCUGUCAGGUUUCGCAUUGCAUGGUUUAGACACCGCUUCGCAGUUGUUAUUUUUGUGAUUUUU
Magallana angulata is the source of this 864-nucleotide messenger RNA. Its product is annotated as protein draper-like. The transcript is spliced from 6 exons. The record is from RefSeq and is a predicted model, not a curated record. The coding region runs from base 91 to 747 and encodes 218 amino acids. NCBI's taxonomy places the organism in Eukaryota, Metazoa, Mollusca, Bivalvia, Ostreida, Ostreidae. Gene Ontology annotation, molecular function: scavenger receptor activity.